Messenger RNA from Eleginops maclovinus (Patagonian blennie), 3573 nucleotides. RefSeq names its product aftiphilin b (gene aftphb). Gene Ontology annotation, biological process: intracellular transport. Gene Ontology annotation, cellular component: trans-Golgi network membrane; AP-1 adaptor complex. Gene Ontology annotation, molecular function: clathrin binding. NCBI's taxonomy places the organism in Eukaryota, Metazoa, Chordata, Actinopteri, Perciformes, Eleginopidae. The record is from RefSeq and is a predicted model, not a curated record.
AAGCAUGGAUCCAGCAAUCAUCUGUAUUGUUGCAUUUUAAAUCACAGUACACAACAAUCUUUAGCAAAAAAAACAAAACUCCAGCCAUCAGAUAAACGUGGAGAAGUCCAAACCUUUUGGUAGAUUUUCACUUCUUUAUAACCGUAACUAAUACAUGUGAUGUCGAUUAAACUGGAAUACAUAUGAAUGAGAAACACAAGGAUUUUCUAAUGAAUUAUAGCAAGGUUUUUCAGGCAGAAUUACACUGAAACAUUUUCUUUUAUAAUAUAUCUUUUAUCUACUUGGGUCCAUCACUUUUAAGACAAUAGCUUUUUGUUUAAAUGUCUGUUUUUGUCUUUAGAAUGUGUUAGUGUGGCAUCAACAAAAAACAAUGUACGUUUUUAAUUUGAGAGGUAGAAAGACAAGAUCGUCUAUUUUGAAGAAGAGUCACCUCCUGGACUGAAACAAUUGACCCGAUUUUGUUUUGUUUGCGGGGAUGAAAUAUAAUUUAAUGACAACCAUUUUCCAUCGACUCUGUUGUUCUUUACUGCGGGUUUAAAAAGAAAAGUACUACAUCCCCAUUCCCUAUUUUACUGUGAUUACAUCCAGCACCGGCAAACGUGACAUAGUGAGACCUCCUCUCUUUCUUCUCAUCUCCGGUAAUACUUAGUGUGAAGGAUGACAGGGGAUGGAGAGCCAAGCUGCGGCACAAGAAAUACACAACAAAUAACGAGAAGACAGAGUGCAUGAGUGUCGGUGCAUGAGGCCUUCAGGUCCUGCUAGUAGAACCCAUGGAGCCAGACAUCAUCCCCUUGCACUCCGUCUCUCCCCCUCCACUGGAUGAUGACGGUGGCGGGGAGGCGGGAUCAGAAGAUGACGAGUUUGGGGACUUUGGGGGAUUCUCCGUCGGGGAGUCUACUAAUUCACUAUCCAGCUUCAGACAGCUUUCAUAUACCACCAUAAAGCCAGCCACUCAUCAAUCCACCUGUAGCUGUAAUCGCCCAGUUGAACAAUCCCAGCCCACUUCCACUGUGGACUUAGCGUCUGAUAGGGGCCAGAUGUACGUGGAAGGGCAGGAUUGUAAUGCUGAAUCAUCUGUGCACCUCACAAAUGGGUUCUCUGAACGGAACCACAGCUCUCAGAUCCCCAUAGCUUCUGCUGUUGGUGCAUGCUCUCCUAAGGAAGAAACAGGGUUUGCUGAUUUUACUUUGUUUACGGAGCAGGCUGCACAUCCCUGGUGCUGUGGCUUCUCUCCUAUGGACAGCAAAGAGCAAUGGGAUGCCAGAGGAGGAGUAGGAAAAAAAUAUACCAACAGCUCGGGGGAACACAGGAAUGAUUCAGGACAGGAUGAUGUGAUGGACUCUGAGCCCGGGUCUUCUUGUGCAUGUAACACAAAGCAGGAAAAUGUGUGCACUAAGGUCAAGCACUGUGAGAAAAGAGAUGCAGUGACAUCUCAGGACCACGAUCAGCCUCAGGAAGCUGCAGACACUUUGGACUUCCAAUCUGAAGAGCCUAUUUCUAGGAAGGAGUGUGGGGACAGUCAGAGGGAAAGGGGGAACAGUUUAAAUCCAUUACAAACCACAGAGGUGCAGGAGGAGGGAGAGUCAGAUGGAGAAGGUCGGGGAAACAGCAUUUCUACUGUCCCCCAAACAUUCAGUGUGCAUGAGUCCGCCUCAGAGGAUCUCACGUCCUUCUGUGAUGAUCUGUCAAUCGAGGGUCCUUCUUUGGACUUAGAGCCAAAUGUUUCAUCUCUUGUUUCUCAAGAUGAUCAGACUGACUGGGACCAGACUGAUGAUGAUGAGGAAGAAGAUGCACUGGGAAAUGACAGACAGUCGGAGGAAGAGAAGGGUUUUCACUUUUGCGACCAAUCUGCGACUCAGGAAACCUCCGCUACCUCCGAACACUCACAAAGUGAAACACACGCAGGAGACAGUUUUGCAGACUUUAAAGAGUACACUGUAGAGCAAGGACACAUCCAAACUGAUGAAGGUGCAGAGGUGCUGAGUCUAGGAAACCUCCCACCCAGUGACAGCUUUGCUGAUUUCUGCUCAGCGCCCACGCAGGAGGAUGGAGAGGACUCGUGGGCAGAGUUCAAGGAACAGAGGGUGCAGGAGGACGGAAAAACCUGGACCCAGUUCAAAGAGCCAGUCAGCAGCCUGCAGGCGGAUGGGGACACGGAGGAGGAGCCGGACAGGGCGGGGCGGUGUGGGGUUUCCAGGAGGAACAGCUGUCAGGCGUCACUGACCUGCCGUGUCCAGCAGCUCCUCGUGACCAACUUUCCAGAGGUGGAGGUCCCAGCUGUGGAAAGUGAGGAGGAGGUGCUCAGUCUCGAUGCUCUGCUUCAUGCCCAAUACCUCCCUGAGAGUGAGGAGGAGGAGGAGAAAGAGGAGGAAGAACCUGCAAUCCGUCCCAAAUCUCAGUGGAUUCACCAGGACCUCCAUGAUGCAGUUGGCCUCAAGUUUCAGUGGGGGGGCUCCUACACUAACAGGACUCUACUCAGGUGCCUUGGUGUGGAGACAAGGAACAUUGUGUUCAUUGGCAUGAAGAAGCAGCCAGUGGCUGUGCCAGCUUUUGCAUCCGGCCUGGGAAUGCUGGAGCCCACCAAAGACUCUGUACCAGUUGUCUGUUCUCCACGACACACAGUGGUCAGCACCACAAAAACAACAGCUCCAAAACCCCCGGCCUCACCGGACCACUCAACGUAUUCAACGCAGGAGGCGCUCCCCUCCCGGCAGCUGGACUGGAGCAGCCGUGGCCUUAGCAGCUCGCAGGACGAAUGCUCUGCUCUCAACCUGGAUUAUUUUGGUCAUGAGGAGGAGAGCAGAUCUUGCAGCAGCAGCAGCAACAGUCCUCCUCCAGGAGUCGACCCUGAGCUGUAUGAGUUGACCAUCAGCAAACUGGAAACGGGUGUUAGCAGUAUCCACAUGGAGGACACGUUGAAUCGCCUUAUGUCAGCUGCAGAGACAACCAGCACUUCAGUCAGGAAACCUCAGCAGGACGAGGAGCUGAGUGCAGAGGCCUGCAGGCUGAUCUCUGGUCUGCCUAACCUUUCUUUCAUGCAGGCCAAAGUCCUCAUGUUCCCAAGCACCCUCCUGCAACAAUGCUGUUCCCCAAAACUACAAUGAAGUGUGAUCUCCACAAACAUUUAUACCCAAUUCUUAAUAAGCAUAUUGCAAUAUACGCAGGAUUCAAGUACUGCAAAACAAGAGGCAUUGUGGACCCUAAAACAGUGAGCUGCUCUUUCUGCUUUGGUCAAAAUACCCCCCCUGCUGGCUAUUUUCAUUCUUUAAAGCCUCAAAUGUUAUCUCUGUGAGGCAAAUAACUCCAACAUGAAUCAGCACAUGCAUUAAUUUCAUUGUACAAAAUCUGCAGAGUGCAAAAAAGCAGUGUUUCUGUUUAAACCUGGUUGGUUUGAGUCUUCUUAAAGUUGAGUGCUGUGAUUUAUCAUGGUGAACAACUCACCCAAACACAUAUUUCUAUCCUCUACAGACUGCACACUCACCAUUAUUGUUGAUAGUAUAUUUAUUAUUGUAAAACAUGUCACUGUUUUGUAUGUAAAAUUAUCAUCAACAAAUGUAUAAAUAUACUAAAAUA